GCCUCCAGCCGGGUAGCCUCUGAGUUCCCAGCCUUUCCUUGCCACAAUGACCGGAUCCUGGCUGUGUUUGCCGCUGCUGCUCUUGAGUGCCCUGCUCUUGGGUCAGCCGGCAUGGGGGGCACAGGAAGAAGAGCCCGGAGAGGAAUUGCAACAGCCGGAAUCAGGGGGUGGAGGACAGUGGCACUGUUGUCGAGGGGCAGCACGGGAGCUCACAUCGGAGGAAAGGUACGAGGAAAGGGCGAGUAGCAAUCAGCGUAUGUUGAAAGAUGAAGAGGAAUCUCAAUAUCUCAGGGAUUACUUCAAGACAAAGAUUACAGAUUACUUUAAUGCGCAGAACCCCAAACAUUUCUAUAAACUAUACGAGGAUGCACAGUUAAAAAUCAAGGAUGCCCCUGGGUUCAUAAUGGAAUUCACAGUGUAUAUGGUGAAGACCAAUUGCACAAAGGAUGAGGAGGAGCUUCCUCGCCAGUCGCUGCUACGCCGUGGCAUCAGGAAUCAUGGCUACAUGGAUGAUGAUGAUGAUGAUGAGUCAUCAGAAGAUCUGUCAGGCUGCCAUCCUCUGUCCGGUGAUGACAAAGAGAUCCAGAAAUGCAAGUUUUCAAUGUAUUUCAGUGGACAUGGGCACCAUAUCGUCGGUCAUCGCUGCAGAGAAGUGCAAAUUGUUGAAGAAAGUGAAGAUUGA
Molecule: messenger RNA, 682 nt
Organism: Lacerta agilis (Sand lizard)
Lineage: Eukaryota; Metazoa; Chordata; Lepidosauria; Squamata; Lacertidae
Exons: 3
Coding region: 47-682 (211 amino acids)
Source: RefSeq, a predicted model, not a curated record